AUGUCCGUUGACCCCUCCCCUCUCAAGUCCUUCACCCACUGGCCACUCUCCAGCUCCCACCCGCUCCUCACAGCCGGCUCAACCCGUCGCAACCCCUCGUCCCUCUCCCUCACCACGCUCUCCGACCUUAACGCUGCCGCCCUCGCGCUGCACCCCACCCCCUUCGCCCUGCUCGCCCCCGCCACGCCCUCCUCCCCCUGCCGCCCCUUCUCCUUCUCCACCUCCUUCACCUUCCGCAUCUCCUCCCCCAACGCCGCCGGGCUGGGCGGCGAGGGCUUGGCGUUUGUGAUGCUGCCGACGCCUACGCUCGGCCUGCCGGGGCCUUCCCUGGGGUAUGGCCGCCUGCUGCUGCCCCCGGGGAGCACAACUGGCACUGAUGACUCACAGCCACAACAGCACAGGAGCCUGGCGGUUGAAUUCGACACAUCAUCCUCCCCCGAGUUCUGGGACCGCCCCGACCACCACGUGGGGGUGAACCUGCACGGCAGCAUGCUCUCUCUUGCCUCUGCCCCCGUGCACCCCCUUGGCAUUCCCUCCCUCAACGCCGGUCAGACCCUCCUCGCCACCAUCCAGUACAACGCCUCCUCCUCCCACCUCACCGUCUGGCUCUUCCCCGCCCCCUCCUCCUCCCGUUCCCCCUCCCCCUCUCGCUCCUCCCCUCGUUUUCCGGGUUUCCCUGGCUUCCCUGGGUCAUCUCGCCCCUCCUCCUCCUCCCCCUCCGCCUCCGCCUCCCCACCUCUCCCGCGCUCGGCCGUGCUGAGCACAUUCCUGGACACCUGCGAGUGGCUGGGGGGAAACGACCUGGAGGCAGCAGCGCCCCCCCCGCCGCUGUUUGUGGGAUUCACAGCGGCCACGGGCAAGGGGGCGGAGCAGGCUCAGGCGCACGAGGUGCUGGGGUGGACCUUUCAAGUCGGGGAGGGUGAGUUCCAAGUCGGGGAGGGUGAGUUCCAAGUCGGGGAGGGUGAGUUCCAAGUCGGGGAGGGUGAGUUCCAAGUCGGGGAGGGUGAGUUCUAA
This is a messenger RNA of Closterium sp. Naga37s-1, 1014 nucleotides long. NCBI's taxonomy places the organism in Eukaryota, Viridiplantae, Streptophyta, Zygnematophyceae, Desmidiales, Closteriaceae. The record is from the annotation of a GenBank genome assembly.